Molecule: messenger RNA, 3099 nt
Organism: Megalops cyprinoides (Indo-Pacific tarpon)
Lineage: Eukaryota; Metazoa; Chordata; Actinopteri; Elopiformes; Megalopidae
Gene: dtx4a
Product: deltex 4, E3 ubiquitin ligase a
Exons: 10
Coding region: 291-2465 (724 amino acids)
Biological process (GO): Notch signaling pathway; protein ubiquitination
Cellular component (GO): nucleoplasm
Molecular function (GO): zinc ion binding; ubiquitin protein ligase activity
Source: RefSeq, a predicted model, not a curated record
CGCUUCACACAGAAGCGGUUACAGGCGAUGGGUACACUGGAAGACGAGAAAUAAUCCAAAAAAGACAAGAUACGACGUCAUUUUAUUAUCUGAAAAUGGGGGCUUGUGAGCUUCUGAUAGCUCAUAACGGAGGCGUUGAGAGAAACAGCGUAAAUUUCCGUUGAGUUCGUUUGUAUGGAGAGACGAGACUUGCAGACAGAAAACUCAAGAAAUUGACAAUCUCAUCUUGGCUUUGACUGAAAACAAAGGCCGUUUUGUCAACAAGGACCACGCUAAAGACACUGGGAACGAUGUUGAUGGCGUCUGCAGUGAUCGUGUGGGAAUGGCUGAACGAACACGGGCGCUGGCGGCCUUACAGCCCGGCGGUGUCUCAUCAUAUCGAGGCGGUGAUUCGAGGCGACCCUCGGGGCGGCAGCGUUGUGUUAGGCCAGGUUGACAACCGACUAUCGCCGUAUAUUAUAGACCUGCAGUCCAUGCACCAGUUCAGGCAGGAUACAGGUACCCUUCGCCCCGUGCGCCGCAGCUUCUAUGACCCCACCUCUGCUCCAGGCCAGGGCUGGGUGUGGGAGUGGGAGAACGACACGGGCUUGUGGAUGACCUACGACACUGAUGUGGGCAUCGCCAUCCAGGCGGCGCGGGACCGGAAGCAGCCCUGGAUGGACCUGGCGCCCCUGGGGCUCUGCUACCUCAUCGACUUCCAGACCAUGACCCAGAUAAACGGUCAGACGCAGCGGCGCCGGCGCAUCCAGAGACGCUCGGACCUGGCUUACCCUCUGGUCUCCGGGCCCCUGCCCAAACCUCACGGCUGGGCACCAGGGGCCGUAGGUGGGAGCGGAUCAGGAGCGCUUCUGGGAGUGGGGGUGUCGGGGGUUUCUGCCACCAUGAAUGGAAGCACAUACCCUAGCGGGACGCGCUCCACAUCUUCCCUCACUCCUCUGGGACAGCCCUGUGCCUGCCAGCAGUGCAUGAUGGUCUUUAACGUGAAGGCCACUUCGAUGGCGCACACGCUAGGACGUAGAACAGUAGCGAGCAAACCCCCCAGUCCCAAGCCAGCACCGGUGAGCCAGUCCACUGCUACUAACAAACGCUCGCAAACACUGCCCCGCCCCCUGCCGCUGUCCAGGUCUCUUUCACCCGGCAAAAACACUGCGGCUAUCAGCAGCCUUGCCCACUCCUUCUCACUCUUGGGCACAGCCUCUGCCACCCUCUCUCGGUCCUCUACCCGGCCCCCUCCCCCACCUCUGCCCCCGCUUCCCCCACCCCCACCUCCUCCCCCGCAGCAGCAGCAGACUACCUCUACUGCAACCGGCUCUAGCUGCACGACCCCCACUACCUCCACCCCUGUGGUGCCCACGGCCACCCUCAUCACCACAGCAACCACAUCCUCCUUUCCACCUGCCGCCCGCGUCCUGGGCUCCGCCGCCUCGUCGGCCGCUUGCGCCGCCCCGCUGCCCACGCGCGCCAGUCUGGCCGGGCUGAGCCGUCCUGCCCUGCACCGCAUCGCUAUGGCGCAGUCGCGGGCGCUCAUCGCCUCAGGGGUUCCCACUGUUCCAGUAAAGAACCUCAAUGGCUCCAGCCCUGUUCACCCUGCAUUGGCUGGUAUUACAGGUAUCCUGAUGAGUGCUGCAGGACUUCCUGUGUGUCUGACCCGCCCCCCAAAACUUGUCCUGCACCCGCCCCCUGUCAGCAGGAGUGACAUCAAGCCUGUCCCAGGACUGGGCCACUGCUGCCGUAAAACCACCAAGAAGCAGGCCCGGAAAGGUAGAACCCCGGAGGAGGUGGUGCGGAGAUACCUACAGAAGGUUCGAAACCCCCCUGAGGAGGACUGUACCAUAUGCAUGGAGCCCCUGGGCAGUGCCUCUGGGUACAAAGGCCCUGUAGUGAGCGGCGGGCCACGGGGCGAGCUGGUGGGGCGUCUGGCCAAGUGUGGACACCAGUACCACCUGCAGUGCCUGGUGGCCAUGUACAACAAUGGAAACAAGGACGGCAGCCUGCAGUGCCCCACCUGCAAGACCAUCUACGGGGUGAAGACGGGCAACCAGCCCCCCGGCAAGAUGGAGUACCACGUCAUCCCCCACUCUCUCCCAGGGCACCCUGACUGCAGGACCAUCCGGAUCAUCUACAACAUCCCACCUGGCAUCCAGGGCCCUGAGCACCCCAACCCUGGGAAACCCUUCACUGCCAGAGGAUUCCCACGACACUGCUACCUCCCAGACAACGAGAAGGGGCGCAAGGUGCUGCGGCUGCUGCUGGUAGCCUGGGACCGCAGACUCAUCUUCUCCGUGGGCACCUCCAGCACCACGGGCGAGUCGGACACCGUCAUCUGGAACGAGAUCCACCACAAGACAGAGUUCGGCUCCAACCUGACAGGCCACGGGUACCCUGACCCAGGCUACCUGGACAAUGUGCUGGAGGAGCUGAGGGCCCAGGGGAUCACUGAGGAGGAGAAUGUGCAAAAGGAGUGAGGAGGGAGGGAGAUAGACAGUACCAGCACUGUAGGGCUAGUCUGUAGGACUCUGAGAGGCACAGGGGGUCUCCAUCCUGUAGGACAUAGUACAGGGCAUGGAGUAACAACACACUAAUAUACAGAGAGAGGUAGAGAGAGUGCUUCUCAGUGGCUGCAGUGUUAGUGAUAGCCUGACAAUAAAUCAAUUAUAUCUGGCACUUAAUACAGAUUUACAUUUUGCACUGAGGGUUUAAGGCUAUUGUACAAUGUAGCUUAAAGAAUGUAACUGCACUAGGAAAGAUAAUUACAGUAGGUACUACAAAAAAUCUAUUCUAAUGAAAUGGUUCAACACUAUAUUUGGUGUUUUUAUAAUAACACAUUAAUGAUGCAGAUACAUUGAGAGAUGGAGACUGAGGCUUGUGAGGGAUGAAAGAAAAGAAAUUUUUGAUGGGAUGGUUGAGAAGAAAGAGAAAGAGAGGGUACAGAAAUAGGAGGCUGAAGAGGGUAAUAAAGAGGGUUAAGAGAAUGAUUAGGGAGGCUUUUGCUUUAUGGUGUAUUACAACAGAGAGAGAGACUGCUAUACCAUUGACCAAAACACUUUUAUUCACAAAACUCUGAGAAGUUGCACGGUACUCCAGGAGUCAGUGUCUGUG